Aspergillus calidoustus is the source of this 957-nucleotide messenger RNA. The record is from the annotation of a GenBank genome assembly. NCBI's taxonomy places the organism in Eukaryota, Fungi, Ascomycota, Eurotiomycetes, Eurotiales, Aspergillaceae.
AUGUCCCAGUACCGUGACCGGAGUGGGGGUUCUCAAAACAUGGCCAUCUCAUAUGCAAGCGGACUUCCAGCUGACAACCAGGCGCUACCGUCUUUUCGCGAGCUGCUGCCGCCUCACCUACACGAGGAGAUUGAGUCGACUUCAUACUACACCUCUCGGCAACCGCGCGAACGUCCGACAUCAUCUCACGAUGUGACGAAUAAUUUCCGCCCUCCAUAUGCAUCGUCCUCUAAGACGCCAUUCGAUCACAGGGAUUACUUAGGAAGGGCCUCCGAUCCUCACCCAAGAAACCCUGCGCACGUUCCAAGCGCCACUGAUGCGGCCCCCCGGUACACUUCACGCCCGAGCCCCAUGCUUCCACCAAUCCGCGAUUUGCAGUCAUAUCCUGAGCGCGGAAUGGGCGUCUAUACGGAAUCCAGGGACCUUUCACGACCGGAGCUCGCCGCCAGGUCUGUCGGGCCUCAUGGAUACACUUCAGCUUCGUUGACUGGCCCGAUGGACAGAAGGGGUGACGCGUAUGGAACCGCGCCUAUGCACCCUCAGAUGGGAUAUCCUUAUCAACAUAUGGCUUACCAAAGCGAUCCGGAACAUGCCCCUUCGCACGCACUGUCACACGCGCCGCAGUCGAACUUUGGGAUUUUGGGAGACCCUAUUGAUCCCAAGAACAAGCGCAGGCGUGGCAACCUGCCAAAGCCUGUCACCGACACUCUCCGAGCCUGGUUUCAUGAGCAUCUUGAUCAUCCUUACCCUAGCGAGGAGGAUAAGCAAAUGUUCAUGAGUCGUACAGGUCUUACAAUCAGUCAGAUCAGUAAUUGGUUCAUCAAUGCGCGGAGACGCCAACUGCCUGCCUUGCGGAAUCAGAUGCGCAACGGGAGUGAGCUGGACCCGCAACGACAGUCUCCUCUAAGUGAUAUGGAGCAAACACCUUCCGAGUCAUCACCUCACCGGAGACUCUGA